Molecule: messenger RNA, 2489 nt
Organism: Oppia nitens
Lineage: Eukaryota; Metazoa; Arthropoda; Arachnida; Sarcoptiformes; Oppiidae
Exons: 3
Coding region: 64-2472 (802 amino acids)
Molecular function (GO): RNA binding
Source: RefSeq, a predicted model, not a curated record
AAUUUUGAAAAAUUUGUUGUUAAAAAAAAUAAUUUUUUUAUCACACAAUUAUCCGACAGUGUUAUGGAAGAUGAAGACGUUCUCCAACUGCUUACCGGCGAUGACGAGUUUGACGCUGACAUCGAUGAAGACGCAGAGGAAGCACUACUCAGAGAUGAUAUCAACAAUCAGGAAACAAAACAACAACAACUGAUUCAGUUGAACACACAAUCAACUGAUAAAAAACUUAUGGAUACUAACGAAUCAAUUGAUGAUGAAGACGAUGAUGACAGGGAUGAUGACGCGGGCAGAAGAGGAAAGUUUAAAUCUGAACGUAUUAUGUCGUUAGUGGCCAUAAAUAGUCGUCGUCGGGAAAUACCCGAAAGUUUGGAUUCGGUUAAAGUGAAUCAUCACCACUCGAAUCAGCAGCCAAGAGGUCAUCAACAAAACAAUAAUAAUAAUCGACGAUAUCAUCACCAGUCAAACAGACAAAAGUAUCACCAAUCGGUCAAUGAAUCUAAUGAUCGACAAAAUCGAUACACUGGUAAUCAGCGGAAUAUGGGUUUAUUGCCAUUACCACCGCCACAACUUUCAGCGAUAGCGGAACCAUUUGUAGGACAGUCACAACCGCCUCAUUCGCAACAACCAAACAAUCCCAAUAUAAACCCAUUGUCUGCCAAUACGAUUCAUAUAAAUCCACACUUUAUAGCCCGUAAUGCCAAUCCAUUUGAGCAACAGUUGCAACAAAUUCAACAUCAGCAACAACAACAACCUCAUCAUCAUCAUCCUCAGCAACAACAACAACAGCCAUCAAGAUUUGUUGAGCCACAAUUCAGGCCACCACUAGCUUCUCAUGUAGUUAAUCAAAAUUUUCAAUAUCCUAAUCAAAUGAUUAACAACAACAAUAAUAACACACCUAUGUUUGAUCAGCCAUUAAAUCAUCCGAGACAUCCAUUUAUGCCAAAUAACUUUAAUAAUAAUGACACCCAAAAUCGACCCCCAUUUAGACAACCACCACCACCACCUCAUCAUCAUAUGCCUCAACAGAUUGAUAAUCAAUGGACUAAUAAUGGCACUAACACUAACCAAAUGUAUGGUCCGCCGCCGCCGCCAUCGCAUAUUAACCAACAAAUACCUCCAUUUCCCCAACAAAUGCCAGUAAAUAGACCAAUGAAUAAUAUGAAUCCAAAUCCAAUACCACCGCAACAUAACUUUUUGCCCAAUAAUGGAUAUAAUAAUAAUAAUGAUAACAAUCAUAAUAAUAAUAAUAAUAUCCAAUCAAAUCAACCAAUGUUUGAUGGAUUCAAUAAUGUCUAUCAUCCACACCAACCAAUGCAAAUGUCUAAUAAUAAUUUUCAACAAUUUCCUACUAAUCAUCAAACAUCACCACAACAACACCAACAUCAUCAUCAACCACCGCUAAAUAGAUUUCCAGUCCAUAAUAAUUACCAACAGUUACCUACAGGUCAUCGUCAUCCUAAUCUACCGGUGCAAGCAUUUCAUUCACCAAAUAACCAGCCGAUGUUUAACCAAUCAAACAAUAUAAAUGUUAAUACCGUACAGCAAUUGUCGCCACCGAAAAGGAAAAAUCUAAAUCUAAAUAAUAAUAAUAACAAUAAAAGACCUAAUUUUGUGCCGAAAGGACAGCAAAUAAUAAACACAAAUAAGUCAAUGAAUAAUCCAUCAUUGGAUCAUCAAAAUAGGUCAGACAGUAUGAAAGCGGCUCAGCAAAGGACCAAACGAGCCAAACAGCUAUUGACUAAAAAACAACACAAUAUCGUUAAGGAAGUGCCGAUUGUCAACGAUAUAGAUCUGGCCAAAAGUCAAGUGAAUAAAAGUGUUCAAAAAGAAAUCGAAGCCUCGGUUGGUGUCGAUGAAGAGUAUAAGAAAAAACUAGAAGAACAGAAACGACGUCGAGAAGAGAUAGUGAAAAUGAAAGAACAAAAUCGGAAAGCAAUGGCUGCUCAACGUCUUAAGACAUCGUCAUCAUCGUCACAGUCACCACCGGUAGCUAAUGUUUCACCAAUAAAAAGUCUAUCUAAACCACAACAACAACAACCAUCAUCAUCAUCACAAAGACAACCACAAAAACAACAACAAAUAGCCACACUUGUCAACCGUUCGGCACAAUUACCACAAAUAAGACAAGUUGUUAAACCAGCAGCAGUUGUUGUCGCUAAGAAUAAUGAUAACAACAACAACAACAAUGGGAAACAACAGUUAGUUACUAACAGAGUGGUAAUCAAUACAAACCAGAAGCGAUCGUCGGUUCUGAUCAAAGGUUUGGCCACUGCGACCAACGAGUUUACAAUACGUAAACUUUGUAAAGCCGUGGGCGGCGGCGCCGUUGUCGAGUCAAUCAAUUUGAUGACCAAUGGUGGCCAAAAAAGUGCGACCGUAACGUUCAGCCGCAGACAGGAUGCCGUAGCUUUUACUACCAAAUAUGAACGCUCGUUGGUUGACCUAUCGGUCAUUCAAGUGUCACUAAUCUAAUCGCAUGAUAUUUUUAU